AUCUUGACUAAUCAUAAAUAGCUAAAAGGUCUCACUGUACUGAGCUGUGGAGAAAAGCAGCUCAGGAAGUGAGAUCUUAUUUAAACAAUCUCUCUGCUGUGUGAGGGAACAAAAGGAAAAAAAAGGAUAAUGUGCUAAUUGAUUGUAAUGGUGAACAUAUGACACAGAGAGAGAUACUACAAAGGUUGCAAAUGCAGCCAUUGGUUGCAAAAUUACUUUUUCAUCACUAUCAUAAGUGCAAUUGGUCAUAGUAAUUUCAAGUAAUCGUGAAAUGUGUGCUUUAUCAUAUCUGGAAGGCAUUUAGUUGGGGAAAACUGCACUAGAGGCCUCAGCUCUGAGUCUGGAACUAAAGUAAUUGUUUAAUCCUGUAAAAUAUACUGAAGGUUAAACUGACAACUGAAUAUGAGAUUUGUUAGAGUCCAUUUAUAGAAAUAUGGGCAUGAAUCUUGGAAUACCACUCGACCCUGUUCUUAUGACAUUGCAGCCUUUCAAUAGCUGUUCUGUACCUAAACCAAUUAAUAGGAAAAACAAAGUCCAGUUGCCUUUUGAAAAAGCAUCUUUGGGACAAUCAUGACCUGGAUGACUGAGAAUCUCCACAGACAUUUAGAUAAAUGAGCAUCUGUAUGGCAUAUGAAAAGAGAAAAAGGUGUUUGGCAAAGACUGGAUUGUGAAUAAAGUCUCUCUCUCUUUCCAGCAGUCCCAUGUGUGGGGAAGCUGUGUUGGGAGCUAGAAUUUCUAUGGUGAGGAGUGUUGAAUAUGUCAAUAAAUAGCUGCCACGAACACCAUGUAUAAGAACUGCAAAGCAACGUUUCCAAUAGAAGCUGUGCAGCUAAUUGCUGAUGGCCAAGCUCCUCGAAUACCUCAGCCUGAAGAAGGUGCUACAUAUGAAGGCAUCCAGAAGAAAGAAAAUGCCAAGAUUUCUUGGGAUCAACCAGCUUUAUCUUUGCAUAACUGGAUCAGAGGACAUGAUAAAGUACCUGGAGCCUGGGCAGAAAUCAAUGGCCAGAUGGUUACUUUCUAUGGCUCAUCCAUUCUUGAUGGCUUAACAUCUCCAGGUGAAGAGCUGGAAAUAAAAGGUGCUGCAAAACCUGGUCUGGUAACUGACAAAGGUCUGGUUCUCUUUGGCAAUGAUGGAAAGACGUUGCUAGUAAAGAAUCUUCAGUUUGAAGAUGGAAAAAUGAUCCCAGCAUCUAAAUAUUUCUCUACCGGUGAGGUAGCCGCAAUAGAACUUACUGAAGAGGAGAAGAAUGUGGCAGAAAAUAUUAAGUCCAUUUGGAAGGGAAUUUUGAGCAACGUGGCUGUAAUUGAGGACACCACUGACUUCUUUAAAGCUGGAGCAACAUCAAUGGAUGUGGUUAGGGUGAUUGAAGAGAUCAAGCAAAAAUGUGCUGGACUUGAACUUCAGAAUGAAGAUAUUUACAUGGCCCCCAAAUUUGGUGAUUUUGUUCAAAUGGUAGUCAGAAAGCACAGAGGAGAAGACAAGGAAGAAGAAUUAGUGAUAGAUUAUGUUUCAAAAUAUAUUAACCAUAUGACUAUAAAGAUGCCAUGUCAGUGCUUUAUCAAUGGGAAAUUUGUAAAUGCUGAAAGUGGAAACACAUAUGACUCUAUAAAUCCAACAGAUGGAUCAGUGAUUGCUAAAGUGUCACUGGCUACAGUGAGUGAUGUUCACAAAGCAGUGGCAGCAGCAAAGGAUGCCUUUGAAUACGGUGAAUGGGGAAAGAUGAAUGCAAGAGAAAGAGGGCAAUUAAUGUACAGACUUGCGGAUCUGAUGGAAGAACAUCAAGAAGAGCUGGCAACCAUAGAGGCUAUUGACUCUGGAGCUGUGUACACAUUAGCUUUGAAGACCCACGUAGGAAUGUCAGUGCAAACAUUCCGAUAUUUUGCUGGAUGGUGUGACAAAAUACAGGGUUCUACCAUUCCAAUAAACCAAGCACGACCAAACCACAAUUUAACGUUCACCAGAAAAGAACCCUUAGGAGUCUGUGCUAUUAUUAUUCCAUGGAAUUAUCCACUGAUGAUGCUGGCAUGGAAGAGUGCGGCAUGUUUGGCUGCUGGCAAUACUUUAGUUCUGAAACCAGCACAGGUAACUCCGCUGACUGCCUUGAAAUUUGGAGAGCUCUCUCUGAAAGCUGGAUUUCCUAAAGGCGUUAUCAAUAUUUUACCUGGUUCAGGUGGUUUAGUAGGACAACGCUUAUCAGAACAUCCAGACAUCCGUAAACUUGGGUUCACUGGCUCAACACCAAUUGGGAAAUAUAUCAUGAAAAGCUGUGCUGUCAGUAACCUGAAGAAGGUUUCUUUGGAGCUGGGUGGAAAAUCGCCACUGAUCAUAUUCAAUGACUGUGAGCUUGAUAAAGCUGUGAGAAUGGGCAUGGGAGCAGUAUUCUUCAACAAAGGAGAGAAUUGCAUUGCAGCUGGUAGAUUGUUUGUUGAGGAAUCUAUUCAUGAUGAAUUUGUUAAAAGAGUGGUGGAAGAAACCCAAAAGAUGAAAAUAGGUGAUCCACUUGAUAGAGCUACAGACCAUGGACCUCAAAAUCACAAAGCACAUUUGGAAAAGCUUCUAGAAUAUUGCCAAACUGGAGUAAAAGAAGGAGCAACUUUAGUAUAUGGAGGGAGACAAGUAUGCAGACCAGGCUUCUUCAUGGAACCUACCAUAUUUAUCAAUGUUGAGGAUGACAUGCAUAUUGCCCAUGAGGAAUCCUUUGGGCCAGUGAUGAUCAUUUCCAAGUUCAAAGAUGGAGACAUUGAUGGAGUGUUAGAACGAGCCAACAGAACAGAAUAUGGUUUGGCUUCAGGUGUUUUCACCAAAGACAUAAGCAAAGCACUAUAUGUCAGUGACAAACUGGAAGCUGGAACUGUUUUUAUUAACACUUAUAACAAAACUGAUGUGGCAGCACCAUUUGGUGGAUUCAAGCAGUCUGGUUUUGGAAAAGAUUUAGGUGAAGAAGCUCUUAAUGAGUACCUGAGAACAAAAGCUGUAACUGUGGAAUACUGAACAGCUCAGCCAAGAAGCCCCAUUCUUCCUCUGACCCAUAGCAACUACAGGAUUAUAAACAAACAACAAAGUAAAAAUGUUUCCUGGCAUGGACAUGCCAACCAGUGUCUCAGUGCAAUGAUCCAAUUAAGCACAUUUGCAUUUAUUCACAAUAGGAUUCCUCAAAGGAGUUCAACUCUUGCUACGGAUUACUGUGAUCAUAAAUUUUUCCUUCUUAUAGCUAUCAUGUUCUCCUCCAUCUGCUGACAUUUAGGUCUAUCUGAAGGUGAGACAGAAAUCUAGAAACCAUCAAAUUUCUCAUAUUUCGUCUCUGCGAACCCUUUACUUAAGUUGGAAACAUGCUAUAAUUUUUUAUUUGUCCUAAGUAACUAUGUGGAUCUUGGCCACAUUACACCAGCAUCAUACUUUUUUCCUGCAAUAAACAUUUUGCAUAUUUGAACUAACUCAGAAAACCAGUUUACCAUAAACUUGGUUUAUGUAUCCAAGGAAGUGCACUUACAAUAAAUCUGUACAAUAGUGAAUUGAACAUCUCUGUUAUUCCCCUAAAUAAAAAAAAGUUGUAGAACUAUUUUGUAAUCUGUUUGCCAUUGAGUUGUACGUAAUCUCUAAUUGUGGGUGCCAAUUACAUUAAAUAAAUGCUUUUUUGAUGUCCUGUAGUAUUUCAUGACCUAGUAUUACAUCUGUAAGAUAACUUCUCUCGUUCUCUCAUACAUAACACAAUGCUCUAAGUCAAUGGUUCUCAACCUUUUUAAUACCGUGACCCCCAACCGGUUGUAAGUCGAGGACUAAACCGAUCGUAAGUCGAGGACUAAACCGUCAUAAGCUGAGGACUAUCCAACCGGUCGUAA
Molecule: messenger RNA, 3840 nt
Organism: Crotalus tigris (Tiger rattlesnake)
Lineage: Eukaryota; Metazoa; Chordata; Lepidosauria; Squamata; Viperidae
Gene: ALDH1L2
Product: aldehyde dehydrogenase 1 family member L2
Exons: 20
Coding region: 785-2992 (735 amino acids)
Biological process (GO): one-carbon metabolic process; 10-formyltetrahydrofolate catabolic process; biosynthetic process
Cellular component (GO): cytoplasm
Molecular function (GO): aldehyde dehydrogenase (NAD+) activity; formyltetrahydrofolate dehydrogenase activity
Source: RefSeq, a predicted model, not a curated record